AGUUUCUAUGUACGUGCCGUCACAGUGCAGACAGAGGUUGUAAAUAUGGCGGCGGACGGGAUGGUGCUCACCAACCACGACCAUCAGACCCGAGUGGGGAUUUUGACAGUCAGUGACAGCUGUUUCAAGAACCUGGCUGAGGACAGAAGUGGUGUCAACCUGAAAGACCUUGUCCACGAUCCCUCACUGCUAGGAGGAGUCAUAGCAGCCUACAAGAUCGUUCCAGAUGAGCUCGAUGAAAUCAAGGACACUCUUUUGGAGUGGUGUGACGAGCAGGAGCUGAAUCUCAUUCUCACUACUGGAGGAACUGGCUUUGCACCACGUGAUGUUACACCGGAGGCCACCAGAGAGGUGAUCGAGCGAGAGGCUCCAGGUAUGGCUCUGGCCAUGCUGAUGGGAUCACUCAAUGUUACACCACUGGGCAUGCUGUCCAGGCCGGUGUGUGGUAUUCGUGGGAAAACUUUGAUCAUCAACCUGCCAGGGAGCAAGAAGGGCUCUCAGGAGUGCUUUCAGUUCAUCUUGCCCGCUCUGCCCCACGCCAUCGACCUGCUGCGGGAGGCCACGGUCAGAGUCAAAUCCACACACGCCGCCUUGGAGCAGCUGCCCUCUCCUUCCCCUCUGCUGGCCAACACACACAGCAACAUACACGGCAGCAUACACGGCAACACGCACGCCAACACACACACCAACAUGCACGCCAACACACACAGCAACAUGCACACCAUGGAGCGUGGGACCCAGUGUGAGGAGGAGGACGAUGAGGAGGAAGACCAGAGGAGAGGUCACCAUGCCCACAACCACCACCACCAUCAUCACCACCACCACCCCCAGCAUGGCUCCUCCCACAUCACCGCAGCUGCCAUUGCUGCUAAGACAAGCCAUGCUGAAGUCAUGGCUAAAGGGGGUCCCUAUCUGCUCGGCAACUCACCCGCCCCACCCACUCAUUACACCUGCUCCUGUAGUCAUGACCAGCAGAUCCCGGACUCGAUCAUUUCCCGAGGCGUUCAGGUGCUCCCUCGAGAUUCUGCCUCUUUGAGCUCCACCCCUUCCGAGUCCCCGCGGGCAACACAGGCAACCUCCCGCCUUUCAACUGCCUCGUGCCCAACACCCAAGGUUCAGUCACGAUGUGGCAGUAAUGAGAACAUUCUGAGAGCCAGCCACAGUGCAGUGGACAUCAGUAAAGUGGCACGUCGUCAUCGCAUGUCCCCGUUCCCAUUGACGUCAAUGGACAAAGCCUUCAUCACUGUUCUAGAGAUGACGCAUAUUUUGGGAAUUGAAGUCAUUAACUACAGAAGCGGAUUGGGUCGAGUGCUCGCUCAGGACAUCUAUGCCAAAGAUAACCUUCCUCCGUUCCCCGCCUCCGUUAAAGAUGGCUACGCUGUGCGAGCUGCUGAUGGCCCCGGAGAUCGCUUCAUCAUGGGAGAGUCACAGGCUGGACAACAGCCCACCCAUACAGUGAUGCCAGGUCAGGUGAUGAGGGUGACGACCGGAGCUCCGAUUCCUUGUGGAGCUGAUGCUGUGGUCCAAGUAGAAGAUACAGAGCUGCUGAGGGAGUCUGAGGAUGGCACAGAGGAGUUGGAGGUGAGGAUUAUGGUUCAGGCCCGGCCCGGACAGGACAUCAGGCCAAUAGGUCAUGACAUCAGGAGAGGAGAGUGUGUGUUGGCCAAAGGGACACAUAUGGGCCCGUCAGAGAUCGGCCUGCUGGCUACAGUGGGAGUGACCGAGGUCAGCGUGCACAAGUUUCCUGUGGUGGCUGUCAUGUCCACUGGGAAUGAGCUGUUGAAUCCAGAAGAUGACCUCCACCCAGGAAAGAUCAGAGACUCUAACCGCUCCACUCUUCUGGCCACUAUCCAGGAGCACGGGUACCCCACCAUCAACCUGGGCAUCGUUGGAGACAACCCUGAUGACCUGCUGUCAGCUCUGCAUGAGGGAAUCAGCCGCGCUGACGUCAUCAUCACCUCAGGAGGCGUGUCCAUGGGAGAGAAGGAUUACCUAAAGCAGGUGCUGGAUAUUGACCUUCAUGCUCAGAUCCACUUUGGACGUGUCUUUAUGAAGCCAGGUCUUCCAACUACCUUUGCCACAGUCGACAUUGAUGGAGCACGGAAACUCAUCUUUGCUCUGCCAGGUAACCCAGUGUCUGCAGUGGUGACAUGUAACCUGUUUGUGAUUCCUGCUCUGAGGAAGAUGCAAGGCAUUCUGGACCCUAGACCUACUAUUAUUAAAGCUAGGCUUUCCUGUGAUGUUAAGCUGGAUCCUAGACCAGAGUAUCACCGCUGUAUUCUCACCUGGCAUCACCAGGAGCCACUGCCCUGGGCACAAAGCACAGGCAACCAGGUGUCCAGUAGGCUAAUGUCGAUGCGUAGCGCCAACGGCCUGCUGAUGUUGCCUCCUAAAACAGAGCAGUAUGUGGAGCUACAUAAGGGAGAGGUGGUGGACGUCAUGGUGAUCGGACGACUAUGAUGCAGACUUCAGUGUCACUCACUACCGAUUGCCAUGGCAAUGCCAGGACUUCCUGUCUGAACAGGAAAUGGGUGGGA
Molecule: messenger RNA, 2537 nt
Organism: Solea solea (common sole)
Lineage: Eukaryota; Metazoa; Chordata; Actinopteri; Pleuronectiformes; Soleidae
Gene: gphna
Product: gephyrin a
Exons: 24
Coding region: 46-2460 (804 amino acids)
Biological process (GO): postsynaptic neurotransmitter receptor diffusion trapping; molybdenum incorporation into molybdenum-molybdopterin complex; gamma-aminobutyric acid receptor clustering
Cellular component (GO): postsynaptic specialization; cytosol; postsynaptic membrane
Molecular function (GO): molybdopterin molybdotransferase activity
Source: RefSeq, a predicted model, not a curated record